UAUUAGUGUAUACUUGCUCAGGGACACGAUGGUGGAUGGGUCACAGUGGGGAAUUGAACCCGGGUCUCUCGCACCAAAGGCAGGCGUACAUUUAUUUUGAAAUAUCUCAGCUAACAGCAAGUGAAGUUAUCUGCACCGUUAUCGUUAAUUUAAGUUACUUCUCCAACAUGUCGACAGUCCAGGAGCUUCUGUUCUUCUGUUUCUGUCUGCUGACUUUGUCUGGAAAAACAGCCGGACUUCCAAACGGAGCAUCUCCAGAGCCGUCUGUCAGGACACUUUAUCAAACGCAGGACGUGGCCCUGCUGCAGUGUGAAGUUCAAGGUGCUUCUUCAAAACCUACAGUAGAGUGGCAGGACAGUGCUGGAAACAAACUUCCUGCUAAAGAACCACAGGUCUCAGAAAGAGGAGGCAGCUUCUACAUCAUCCUCCAAACUACUGUGAAGAAGACCGACCGCUAUCGCUGUGUAGCCACACAGGAGGAGAUCAGACAUCAGAUUUAUGCUCAGACCUACGUGUUUAUCUGUGGUGCAGCUGCAGAGCCGUCCAUCACGAUAGUUGAUGUCACAGAGUUUGGGGUCCUGCUGCAGUGUGAAGUUAGAGGUGCUUUUCCUAAACCUACAGUAGAGUGGCAGGACGGUGCUGGAAACAAACUUCCUGCUGAGGAGACACAGGUCUCAGAAAGAGAAGGUCACUUCUACAUCACCCUCCAAACUACUGUGAAGAAGACCGAAAACAACCGGUUCCACUGUGUAGUCCAGCAGGACGACAUCGGUCAUAUGAUCAGUAAUAACAUCACUUUGCCAGAGAAACUGUUUGAGGACACGUGCAGCAGAGGGGACGUAACAGGAUGGUUUCUUUGUGGAUUCUCUUUAGGAGCUCUACCUGUUGCUGCAGUUCUAGUUUUGCUUGUAGCUACAAAGUUCAUCACAGUACGCUGUAAUAAAGGAGCAGCUGUGAAGAGACAGAGAAACAGGAGAGAGACAGAGCGGUCUAAUGGAACCAGUGUUCUCCACCAGACUGUAUAAAGAAGUGGACGAAGCCUCCGUGACGUCACCUGCUGGUUUGUCAAGUCAGGUUUUAUUUAAAGUGCAAAAUCACCAAAAGACAUGGUCCCAGUACACAAAAUGCACUGAAAUUAAAUAAAAUUAACCUUAAAAUACAGAAUGCAUGUAAUAAAAAAUACAAUCAGAAUAAAAUGUAAAGUAAAAUGAUAAAACGAUAAAAUUGAAUAAUAAUUUAAAGUUUGCUCAACACUGUCCGACUAAAAGCUUUAUUAAACAGAAAAGUCUUUAGUCUAGCCUUAAAAGUGGUGAUGCGAUCCGAUUCCCGCACCCAAAUUGGAACCAGGUUCCAUAGUAGAGGCGCUUGAUAAGUAAAUGCUCUUUGCACUCUUAACGUUUCAGAGCCUGAAUUUGGAAUAUUGGCCGUCGCCAUCUUGUUUGUUUUUGUUUUUUUUAAAGCUCAUCAGGAGUUUACUGAGGUGAUAAAUCAAGUGAGAAGUCGGGUCAUUUUCAUACAGACUUCUAUGCAAUCAGACUUCUGAAUGCAGUAACUGGAGUGCUGGACUAGUAAAUAGAUCAAAUCCAAGUAUUUAUUUCCAAAAGCUCAGGAGCUAAAACCAAAGAGAACAGAUAACCUAAAUAAUCAGGUGACUUUGAUAAAGCAGCAGAUCCCAGAUCUGGGUCUGGGAUUAUAAUCUGUACUGUGUCCUGUAUAUAAUAAUGUAAUUUUUUACCUUAACCAUGUAGUGCCUUCAAACAUUCGAGCACGUCCAUUUUAACAAGCUCAAAAGUCUGAAACUCUAGUUUUUUUUAAUCUGCAGCUGUUUCGAUUUGUGUGGAAAAAUCAUCAACGAAUAUUCCUCAUUUAGUUUUUUUCAUUUCAUGCCUGGUGCAUAAAGUACUUCAGGCAACUAAACGUGGGACGGGACUGAACUUUUUUUAACCUUAAAAUGUGUGUAAAGAUAAAUGUAAUCUUACUUUUUUUUUUUGGCGUUCACUCGUUUUAGAAAAGCAGUUGUUUUUAUGUCUAUGCUUGUAUUGAAUUGUAUGAGCUGUGAUUGGUGUAUUUCUAGUGAGUUUUUGUUGACUGUUUUGUUAAUGUUACUGGUGCUGCAGUAAAUACAAACCUGACUAUAUUCAAAACAAAUCUAGUUUAUUAUCACAGAUAUUAAAGUGCAUGAAGAGCUGAACCAGAGUCUGUCAGUUAGUUUAAUAUAUAAUGGUCGUUUGCUCAUUCGUGCUUUGUUAGAGGAAUGGUUUGUAUUAAAUGCAUUAUUCAUUAUGGUGAAGAAUAAUGUGUUGUGUUUUAUAUCGUUGUCUGUUUUCUUGUGAAAAAGCUAUUCUUGAGGUCAAACAUGUCUAAGGAAUUAGUUCCUUUAUAAAAAGUUUUGCAAAGCUGAUUUCAAAGAUCCCCUAACUUGUGUUUUAGGUCAUAUAAAAGUGAUCUGUGGUAAAUUUCCUGGUUAAAAAUGAAAAGUUUCUCUUCUGGAUGUGAGAUGUUUCACUGUAAAGUUCAUUCUGUGUGUUUUUGCACUGGACGCUUCACGUCACACUUGUAGGUCCCAUACUGAGCUAUGAUUGGACCAAAUAGUUGUGAUGUCACACAGCCUGCUUGUUAGUGAAAAAAAUGUUCUCCCAGUUAUUUUUUUGUUACUCGGUUCACCAGGUGAAGUAGUGACGGCAAACUGCUCCAAAUCUGUUCGCCUUCAUUUCCUGUCUCUACUUUCAGCUGUUGAAUAAAAGCAUUAAUGUCACACAAA
Micropterus salmoides (largemouth bass) is the source of this 2761-nucleotide messenger RNA. Its product is annotated as butyrophilin subfamily 2 member A1-like. The transcript has 6 exons. The record is from RefSeq and is a predicted model, not a curated record. Lineage: Eukaryota; Metazoa; Chordata; Actinopteri; Centrarchiformes; Centrarchidae. The coding region runs from base 36 to 1025 and encodes 329 amino acids.